Messenger RNA from Brienomyrus brachyistius, 1646 nucleotides. Its product is annotated as odorant receptor 131-2-like. Gene Ontology annotation, biological process: G protein-coupled receptor signaling pathway. Gene Ontology annotation, molecular function: G protein-coupled receptor activity. The transcript is spliced from 2 exons. Bases 128 to 1102 code for a protein of 324 amino acids. Lineage: Eukaryota; Metazoa; Chordata; Actinopteri; Osteoglossiformes; Mormyridae. The record is from RefSeq and is a predicted model, not a curated record. Gene Ontology annotation, cellular component: membrane.
GCCAGAGCAUUUCGUAAGCUGCCUUUUUUCACUAGGAUGUCUAACUGAAAGGAUUAUUUUAUUUUACCAAAACUGCCAUGCUGGAGAGGGGCACGGCUGAACAGCGAAAGAUUGAACCGACAGAACAAUGAGCUCUACAGUACUGGAAGCACCAUAUAUGAACAAGACGACUCCAGUACUUGCCCGGGAUUUGUUUUCUACAGCGUUUUUGAAAAACUUUAUUGUUGUUUCAAUCUGGUUGGGCAUCAGCUACAUUAACUGCACUGUCAUCAUCACCUUCUUCAGGCACCAGAUGUUUUACCAAGAUCCUCGUUACAUCCUCUUCAUUCACAUGGUAAUCAGCGAUGCCAUCCAGCUAACGGUAAGCAUAAUGCUCUUCAUCUUGAGCUACGUCCUGUACACCAUCAAUGUGUCAGUCUGCUGCUUUUUCCUCCUGGUGACCAUCUUCACCACGCGGAACACGCCCAUCAACCUGUCCGGCAUGGCGCUCGAGCGCUACAUCGCAGUAAGCAAACCCCUCCGGCAUUCCCAGAUCUGCACGGUCAGGCGAACAUACUUCCUCAUCGGUUUCAUCUGGUUCCUGUGCAUUACCCCAGAAACAGCCGACCUCUUCAUCACUUUGAGCAACGAGCCAAUCAGCUUCUUCUACACAUCUGUCUUCUGCAUGCGACACAAUAUUUUUAAAGACCCCAGGCAGACCUACCGGAGGCAGGCCUUUGACGCUUUAUACUUUUCGUUCGUGUUCUUCACCUUGGUUUACACCUACCUGCGCAUCAUGUGGGCUGCAAAAGCUCUGUCCACAGAGAGGGUCUUGGCCCAGAAGGCUAGGAAAACCAUCCUUCUGCAUGGGGUCCAGCUUCUGAUGUGUAUGCUCUCCUAUGUUUCUUCAAGCGUCGAGUUGGCCAUUAACCAGAUUUCCCCAGGAUAUGCUGCAGAGAUCCGCUUUGCCACGUAUCUGAUUGUGUUCAUGCUCCCGCGAUUUCUAAGCCCCAUCAUUUAUGGUAUUCGAGACGAAAAGUUUUACCAGUACUUAAAAAGAGACUCUAUCUGCAAUGUUGGUCGGGUCAGACCUGCUAGCAUUCUCCGCAUUGUGAGUGUGUAAGAAGAUAAAGAGUGAGUCUCCAAACCGAACAAACAGAUGAAAGGAGAAAUAAGUAUAUAAAUUAUGAAUUAAUAAAUAUACAUAGACAUGUGCUGAUAUGUCUUCUAAAUAGGCCCUAAUUCAAAUGUGUCUUUGUUAAUGAAAAGUGGUCUCUAGUGGUCAAAUAGUAAAAAAACAUCAAGUGUUUUGUUUAAGUAAUAAAUGCAUAUGCAUAUAUGAAUGUAUACAUGUGUUGGGAUUUCUAAAAUAUCACAAAUCCCCUCAAUAUUUUCUUUCAACAUUGUGAUUGUACUAUAAUACUUCUGUUCCAGUUGAUUCUGUGUCAUUGAACUCCACCCCCAUAAACCUUUAAUGAAACUGUCGACAAUGAGGAGGCACAAAAUCACUGCUCCCUCCCCCCCCCCAAACAUAUUGCUCAUUCCACACUCUGUUAAGAGCAAUAAAUGAAUUACAUAGUCCUACUAAAGAACAUUCCUCAUCGGGGCACAUUUCACCUUUCUGUAGUAUGCAAAGCAAAAUAAAUUAACACGAAAAUGCUUUCACC